UUGGCUGCCAGUGUAAAAAUUUCAAGUUGGGCUUGGUUCCUUUUUUUUCGCAGGACGUUUGGCAGGAAAAUUUAUAUCGCUGUUCGUUGAUUCGCAAAAUAUUUAAUUAAAUAUAGUUACCGAAUAUGAGCAGUAUCUUAAAAUUGCAGUCGUUUAUUGUUAGGGGUGUUGCAAAUAAUGGAUUUAACAAGGUAAUAUUGUACCUGCGACAGACAAGCAUUACUCCAAUAUGUUCUCGAUCCUUGCACCUUAAUGUAGACCGAAAUAAUGCCAAGUGUUCAGAUGCAAGUUCAAAAGCCUACCCUAUAGUCGACCACACUUAUGAUGCAGUGGUUGUUGGGGCUGGUGGAGCAGGCUUACGGGCAGCAUUUGGUUUGGUGGCAGAGGGAUUCAAGACUGCGGUAAUUACAAAAUUAUUUCCUACUAGAUCUCACACUGUAGCAGCGCAAGGUGGUAUUAAUGCUGCCUUAGGAAAUAUGGAAGAAGAUCAAUGGCAGUGGCACAUGUACGACACCGUGAAGGGUUCCGAUUGGCUCGGCGAUCAAGACGCCAUCCACUACAUGACUCGGGAAGCGCCCAAAGCCGUCAUCGAAUUAGAAAAUACCGGCAUGCCUUUCUCUAGAACGACCGAGGGUAAAAUAUACCAGAGAGCCUUCGGAGGACAGUCGUUGAAGUUCGGCAAAGGCGGCCAAGCGCACAGAUGUUGUUGCGUAGCGGACAGAACUGGCCACAGUCUUUUGCACACCUUAUACGGACAAAGUUUGAAAUACGAUUGCCAUUAUUUUGUGGAAUACUUUGCUUUAGAUCUCAUUAUGGAAGAUGGAGAAUGUAGGGGAGUAAUAGCUUUGUGCCUUGAAGAUGGUACUAUUCAUAGAUUUAGAUCGAAAAACACGAUUCUAGCUACUGGUGGGUACGGUCGCGCAUUCUUCUCGUGUACCUCAGCUCACACAUGUACAGGUGACGGUACGGCUAUGGUGGCCAGAGCAGGUUUGCCUAGCCAGGACCUGGAGUUUGUCCAGUUUCAUCCUACAGGUAUAUAUGGUGCCGGCUGUCUAAUCACUGAAGGUUGCAGAGGUGAGGGUGGUUACUUAAUAAACUCACAGGGUGAGAGAUUUAUGGAGCGGUACGCUCCAGUAGCCAAGGAUCUGGCUUCCAGAGAUGUGGUCUCCAGAAGUAUGACCAUCGAGAUCAGAGAAGGUAGAGGUUGUGGUCCAGAAAAAGAUCACGUAUUUCUGCAAUUACAUCACUUGCCAGCUGAACAGCUGCAUCAAAGGUUACCCGGUAUAUCGGAAACAGCGAUGAUUUUUGCGGGAGUUGAUGUAACGAGAGAGCCAAUUCCAGUAUUACCAACUGUGCAUUACAAUAUGGGCGGUGUUCCUACCAACUACAAAGGACAGGUUCUUACGAAUUGUAACGACGAAGACGUGGUAGUACCGGGUCUUUAUGCUUGCGGCGAGGCGGCUUCGUGUUCCGUUCAUGGAGCUAAUCGAUUGGGUGCCAAUUCCUUAUUGGAUUUGGUUGUGUUCGGUAGAGCGUGCGCCCUCACAAUUGCCGCCGAAAACAAACCUGGAGAAGCAAUUGGAAGCAUUAAGGCGAAUGCUGGCGAGGAAUCCGUAGCUAAUCUUGAUUGGUGCAGAUAUGCUGCCGGUUCGAUACCAACUGCAGAUCUCAGACUGCAAAUGCAAAAAACUAUGCAAAGUCAUGCCGCCGUGUUUAGAACCGAGGACGUCCUACGAGAAGGUAUCGAUAAAAUGAAGAAGCUCUAUGAAUCAUUGCAAAAUUUGAAGGUUUCAGACCACAGUCUGAUUUGGAACUCGGAUUUAGUUGAAACCCUUGAAUUACAAAAUUUAAUGCUGAACGCUAUGAUGACCAUCGUUGGAGCCGAAAAUCGCAAGGAAUCCCGGGGAGCCCAUGCAAGAGAGGAUUACAAAAAUCGUUGUGACGAAUAUGAUUACAGUAAACCUAUAAAAGGCCAACAAAAGAAGGACAUUAAAGACCACUGGAGAAAGCACACUUUGGCCGACAUCGAUCCGAAAACUGGUAAAGUCAGUAUCAGAUACAGAGGCGUCAUCGACGAUACUUUAGAUUCUCAAGAAUGUAAAACAGUACCGCCUGCGAUCAGAUCGUAUUAAGAUUAAGUUUCGUUAUCAUUAAAUUUAUUUCAAAAAUAAAUUCUGGCGUACUUAUAAUUUUUAAUAACACAUCACUUGUGUUACGAUCGAAAAAAACAAAUAUUUAGUUUACUAUCGGACACAGCAAUACGUAUACCAGUUAUCAAACAAAAAAAUAUAUAUUUCUGGUCAUAUAGAGUACUUACUAUUUUUGUUCAAAAUCAACGUUCAAUUUUCAAUUCAAUUAUUUAUUUUGAAGUAUUUUCAGUCGUGCCUUGUGGAGCAAGGCAUUUUAUAUAUAUUUUUGUUCAUUUAAAAAAGUAUUGGUUUAGAUCUAUAGGUAUUUAUUAUUUAAAAUUUAAGAUAAUUAAAGCAAGCAAGUACCGUUGAGGCUGAUGAAACUAUUAUGUGAAUAUUUCUGUAAAAAUGAUAUUUAAUAAAUAAAGAAGGAAAAAGGAACA
Messenger RNA from Sitophilus oryzae (rice weevil), 2572 nucleotides. It is a transcript of the gene SdhA, whose product is annotated as succinate dehydrogenase [ubiquinone] flavoprotein subunit, mitochondrial. Gene Ontology annotation, biological process: tricarboxylic acid cycle; mitochondrial electron transport, succinate to ubiquinone. The coding region runs from base 126 to 2132 and encodes 668 amino acids. Gene Ontology annotation, molecular function: flavin adenine dinucleotide binding; succinate dehydrogenase (quinone) activity; electron transfer activity. The transcript has 11 exons. Lineage: Eukaryota; Metazoa; Arthropoda; Insecta; Coleoptera; Curculionidae. The record is from RefSeq and is a predicted model, not a curated record.